AUGGGCGCCCUCCGCGCCGGCUUCUUGGCCAAUGCCCUUGUGCCUAUGCUCAUCCUCCAUGCUGCGGUCACCAUGGCCAUACCGCUCAACACUACCGCCGUUAGCUCCACCGAAAACUGCGUUUGGGAGUUCAGCCCAACCAUCUGUGGCGAAGGAGUCAGCUACCAGGAGCUCGCCUAUCCUCGACAGCAGAGCUGCAUUCCUCUCCCAACCCCAAUGAAGAAUGUCUGGACGAACGAGUGCUCCAGUUGGUUCGGUGAGCCAGACUGCCUUCCCCUGCCAAACAACCCUCAUUUCAUGUUGAUACAUACGCUGGGUAUGGAACAACUCGUGGAACUGGCACUGACUCGCAUGAAUUAG
This is a messenger RNA of Cladophialophora carrionii CBS 160.54, 360 nucleotides long. RefSeq lists its product as uncharacterized. The transcript has a single exon. Bases 1 to 360 code for a protein of 119 amino acids. NCBI's taxonomy places the organism in Eukaryota, Fungi, Ascomycota, Eurotiomycetes, Chaetothyriales, Herpotrichiellaceae. The record is from RefSeq and is a predicted model, not a curated record.